This is a messenger RNA of Sardina pilchardus (European sardine), 3935 nucleotides long. RefSeq names its product transmembrane protein 181 (gene tmem181). Bases 91 to 1530 code for a protein of 479 amino acids. The record is from RefSeq and is a predicted model, not a curated record. NCBI's taxonomy places the organism in Eukaryota, Metazoa, Chordata, Actinopteri, Clupeiformes, Clupeidae. The transcript is spliced from 16 exons. Gene Ontology annotation, molecular function: toxic substance binding.
GAAGGCUGAUGAAUCAGUUAACUAGACUCGCUGCGAGAUAGAGCCAGGCUUGUGUUUCACUUGUCAUUGUAAUCGUAUUUAUGGAUAGUCAUGGACACCGACUACACCAACUUUGAGAAUCCGCUUUACAGCGACUUCAAAUAUUUCUGCAAGAAGAUACAGGAGGCCUAUAAUGAACUAAUGGAAGACAUAACUCCGUACAGAGACGAUCGGUUCUACAGGCUCGCCCCCAUGCGGCUAUACACACUCUCUAAAAGACAUUUCGUGUUGGUUUUCGUGUUUUUCUUGAUAUGCUUUGGACUCACGGUCUUCAUAGGAAUAGCAGGCCCAAGAGUCAUAGAAGAGACAGAUUUCCUUACCAACGCAGUGACAAACGGUUCAAAGACUGGGCAGUAUAGUUUAUAUUCCCCACCACUGUCCACGUACAACCAACAGUUAUGGCUAACCUGUGUCAUCCAAGUGGCCCAGAGUGAUGUGGCAGACUUUAAACAGCCUUUCCAGAUCAAUGUGCUGUUAAAAGGAGUCAUGCAGGAUGCCAGUGUGAUGCAUAUCACUGAUGACGUGCACCAGAGGUCACGUAUGCUGCACUGUGCUCCACAGAGAGGUUGUGAUGAGAUCAUAGUGAUGCACCUGGGCUACCUGAAUUAUACUCAGUACCAGGUGAAUGUGGCUCUAAAAGGCCUGGAGAACCUCACGUAUGGCAUCCGAGAUGUCACAUUUGUGUGGAAGAGGUACAACCCCACCUUUUCACAAGUGGAAAUCUGGUUUCGAUUUGUGUUCGUUGUUUUGACCUUCAUGGUAACGUGCAUGUUUGCUCACUCUUUGAGGAAGUUCUCCAUGAGGGAUUGGGGAAUUGAGCAGAAGUGGAUGUCAAUUCUACUGCCGUUGUUAUUGCUCUAUAAUGAUCCCUUCUUCCCAUUAUCGUUCCUGGUGAACAGCUGGUUCCCUGGGACCCUGGAUGCCUUUUUCCAGGCCCUAUUCCUCUGUGCCCUGCUGCUCUUCUGGCUCUGUGUGUAUCAUGGCAUACGUGUCCAGGGUGAGAGAAAGUGCCUGACAUUUUACCUGCCCAAACUGCUUAUUGUUGGGCUAAUCUGGCUGUCAGCUGUAACACUGGGCAUCUGGCAAACGGUGAAUGAACUGCAGGAUCCCACAUACCAAUACAAAGUCGAUAUUGUCAACUUCCAGGGUAUGAAGAUUUUCUUCCUGUUGGUCGUGGUCCUUUACGUUCUCUACCUGGUGUUUCUGGUGGUCAGGGCGUGCUCAGAGCUGAAGCACUUGCCUUACUCAGAUCUUCGUCUCAAGUUCCUGACUGCUCUGACAUUUGUUGUGCUGAUAAUUAGUAUGGCCAUACUCUACCUGAGGUUCGGAGCCAAAGCUCUGCAAGACAACUUUGUGGCUGAGCUGUCCACCCAUUACCAGAACUAUAUCCUUUUUUAUUUAUGCUGUAUGCGUGCCUCAAAAUACAGGAGACAUUUUUCUGUCAAUAUACACUACACUACUCUCAAAAAGUCAGGGAUAUUUGGCUUUUAGUUCAAAUGUGUUGCCCUUUGUUUCAAUAAAUUGUUUGAGAUGAGGAAAUCACAGACUAUUGCAUGGCAUGUUUUCACUUCAAUUCCCUACUUUCAUUAUAUAAUACCACUGUAGCUUGAACUUUUUACAUAUUCCACACCUUUCACCCGAAAGCCAGAUAUCCCUAAUUAUUUGCAGUGUUUGUUGGUUGGGAAAACUUGAUUUUGAACCACAUUAGCGCUUUACCUGUCGAUGUUUCUCAUCGCCUCUAUUGACAUAACUUUUCUUACUCUGAAUCUUGCUAUAGCUAGUUUAGGAAAUUGUCUCUUUAUCCUUCCAUUGUGUUCCUUAACACGUCCUGCACCCGCUGAGUUUUUAUCCUUCUACGGCUUACUCAACUUUUAUUUGUACACAUUAGCCUUUGUGUACUCUCCAUCCAAGAAUGCCAUGUAUGACUCCCAGCUGAAGGAUAACCCUGCAUUUUCAAUGUUGAAUGACUCUGAAGAUGAGAUCAUUUAUGGGAGCGACUAUGAAGAGAUGCCACUUCAAAAUGGCCGUGCCAUCAAAGCCACUUCGAAGUACCAAGAUGAAAGUGACAGUGACUGAUCCAUUCUGUGGUUUCUCAUGAUUUUUGACUAUCUGACUGCACAUUUGCAGAACCACACAGUGUAAAUAUAGUCUUUGAAAAGAUUAUAAUAUAUAAAUAUAUAUUUUUAAACAAAGAAAACAAACAAGUUUUGUGUGAAUGUAAGAAAAAACAAAAACAACAGCGUGCUUAAGGAGUUUUUCCCCCUCCUUGUGGUAUUGACGGAAUGUAAACUUACCACUUAUUUUCCAUUUAUUGCUAUCAUGCUUACAUGCGUUUUGAUUUUACUUUUUAACGGUUUGCAACAGAAAGUGCUAAAAACUAACUUCAACACUAUACUAAAAUAAAUCAAUGGGUUGAAGGGUUCCAAAGUAUGGGUAAUGCUGAUGGCAAUUUAAAUUCUCCCUUUCUGAACUCUCAUGUUGCUAAUGUAAUGCAUCUGAGCUCAAGAGGAUGUCUCGCCAUACUGUACAUAUGUGCCAAAGACACUUCCAGCAAUCUAUGUCAGUUACUUCUUCACGAUACACAUCAGUGUUUUUCCUUCUGUUUUUUUUUUUUUUUUUUCAGUUAUGCCAGAAUAUCUAGUUAAAUCUGGAUGUAAAUCUGAAUUAACGUUUUGCCGGGAAGAACAUUGUACGCCUAUGAUUCGGUGUAAAAGUUGAUGUACGUUUUUGCCAAUUCAUUCCUUAAUGUAUGAGUUUAAACAGGCUUAUCUGUUCUACUAGGCCCAGGGGCGGAGUGGGGCUACUUCAGACAUGUCAAACCUUAAGUGGUCUGUACCCAUCUCACAACCUGCAUGUCAGGUCGUCGUUGUUCUAUCUUACCACAUUAUUAGGCUACCAGGGCUAUGGGGAGGAGGCCCAGGGAGUGAGGAAGGGUCUGCAAUCGCAGUCCACAGACAAACAAAUAUCAUGCACUUUUUAAGCUCACAGUAAUCAUUCUGGCCUCAAAAUGUUACCGGCUGGCCAGGAAUUCUCCCAAUUCUCAUUCUGCCAUUAACUGGGCCUAAUGUGCUCAAAUGGUUGACCCCAUUUUUUUUUUAAAAUCUUGCCUGUGAUGUCACAUUCCAGAUAUGUAUGCACUUUUGAUUUGAUGUUUUGUCCUUUUGUGUAUAUCAGGCUGUAUGUGGGAAUUCCUGCUUUUGCUGUAAGGUCUGUCUGCCCAUUUCAGAGUUUUUAAUGUUUUAUCAUGUAUUUUUUAUUUUCAUAUCAAGUCUAGUACACCAUCAGAACUCAUCAGUAACCGAUGAUGUUUAUGAACACUGUUAAUAUGUUGUAAAGACUUAACCACCAAAUAUGUUGUUGUUUGUUACUCCAUAUACAUUAACAGGGGUGUACUGGUAAUGAAAUUGGGCCCAGCGACUUCUCUGGUAACACCGGCUGGAUAGCCUGCAUUGAGGUAUAUAGGGGGGGGGGGAAACUUGAUAUAGUGUAUCAAUGGCUAUCAGUUGCUGGAGCCCACCAGGAUUUGUCCCUGUAUACCAGAUAGCCUGUACACCACUGUAUACCGUUUAUAAUUCAUUAGAAAAUAUAAAUUCAGACGUUUUGGGGAAAAAAUGAACGUGCCUUUCUUUUCAUUUUGCACAGUAUUAAUCCUCCGAUCUGUCUGUAAGGUUCUUGGUUGAAACGAAGAACACUCUUCGUUUGGCUGUUUACCCGUUUUACCUAUGGGUAUGAAGGCUGCUAGUUAGGUGACUUUAAGGAAAUAAGGGAUACUAAUCAUAGACUGAAAGGCAUAUUCUUACAGUUUGUAAAAUAAAAUCACUUGUAAAUAUAAUUCUGUGAUGUCAAGUAGUCAUUAAAGUUCAAUAUUAAAAGCUUGCCUGACAAGGCUUAUACUA